This is a messenger RNA of Radiomyces spectabilis, 1485 nucleotides long. Its product is annotated as nuclear protein DGCR14. Gene Ontology annotation, cellular component: catalytic step 2 spliceosome. The record is from RefSeq and is a predicted model, not a curated record. NCBI's taxonomy places the organism in Eukaryota, Fungi, Mucoromycota, Mucoromycetes, Mucorales, Radiomycetaceae. Bases 59 to 1264 code for a protein of 401 amino acids. The transcript is spliced from 7 exons.
CAGCACAUACUGUAUGCAUUUGUAUCCUUUUUGCUAUUUCUUUUCGUGAUCCUGUACCAUGAGCUCUAUAACCCCUGUCAUUCUCGAUGAAGACACAUAUACUGAUGCCAUUGGCUUCAUUAUUGAGAGAGAUUUUUUUCCGAAUCUGGCCAAGAUGAAAGCACAUACAACUUAUUUGGAAGCCCAAGCCCACGGUAGCUUGAUCGAUCUACAGCAAGCUGGAAAAGCGCUUCAUGAUCUCGAGACUGGUUCUGGGAGACAACAAGGAAAAUCCACGAAUAUCAAUUCCCUACAACAAGCUCAGAACUUCUAUAAUGCAGAAGCACUGGAUCUAAGCGAACGAGUGAAUCUCAAUCUAUCUCUGGACCAAUUCCAAACACUUUAUACGAGUGAAGACAAUGCUUCGUUUGCGGAUUUGCUGGAAAAAGCCAAUGCGAAACGCAAAGAAAAAUACCAAAGGAUCUUCCACAAAGAAUCUAAACAACUGAGAAUCACCGAUGCUCCUCACGAACAGAGUUCGGUCAAGCUGGUAGAACCUGGGGAUAUUGCUCCUGGUACUUGGAAAUACAAAGUCAGGAAUGCUCUCAUGUAUUUACCCGAAGGCAAGAGUGAAUCUUGGAUAAACGAAGAAUCAGCGAGAGGCGCACCAAAAGCAAUUGCGUACACGAAUACCCAGUUUGAAAUCGCUGAUACAACAGCAGAAGGAAAGAACCUUGCCCCUUCGGAUCGAAUCAUACGACAAGGUGGAACGGCCACGCCAUGGCAUCAAAUUACCAGUACUGGCAAUGGUGAGGCAGGAUCGACACCAGGAUUUCGAGGCUACAGUUUGGUAGAAGCGACACCGACAAUCACACCCGGACAGAUGGGGACCCCCAUGAUGACUUGGGGUUCGAUCGAAGGAACACCAAUGCUUAUUUCAGGAUCAGAGACGCCAGGUCCUCAGUUUAGUAUGCCAAAGACAUCGCGGCGUGAAGAAAUUGGUAUGGCCUUAUCGAACAAGGCCUCGAAAGCAUAUCGCAAAAAGAUCAAUGACAAAGAACGAGCGGUACGAGGAACACCGCGGACUGGUGCCGGUUUAAUGUCACCAGCGGCUCAGCAUUUGCUUCGACGAAGUAAAACACCCUACGGUUUCGACGCGGCUCUUCGAUCCUCCUAUGUUGGUUCUCCAACACCAUCAAUACACGGUGGUGCUAAAACACCAAGGACUCCUCUAUUUCGCGCCGGUGCAACACCAUCUGCUACUCGCACACCUGCCAAGAAGUAAUAAUUAUCCAUGUAUUCUUACCCAAUCUAUAAUCCUGCAUCCAACCUCAAAAACUCGCGUAUUAUCCAAUUUAUAUUCUCACUCAUAUUCUCAUUCCAUUUUUUUUUUUUGAUACAUUUAAAUAGCGUUCGAUUUUUGCAUCUUUUUGUACACUUGAACGCCUUUUUUUUAAAAAAAAAAGAAGCUGUCAAACUCUAUCAUUAACAGGCCAUUGAGAGUGG